GCGUUUGUACUCAGGGCUGUGUUUUGUAUUACAGGAACUGUAAUUUGUUCUGAGAGGGUGGCAUCUCUUGCCUUUCAAAGCAUAGAGGAGUAUCCAUGCCUGUUUGUCUCUGAAACCUUGCCAUUAUUUCUUCAGAUCAUCCUCCGUACUGGCAUCCUCUCUAGGACAAUGUUUUGCUGUCUAAUGUGAGAUGUGAUGUGGCUGGCAGCAAAAGCACAACAGGAUAUGAACAAGGUUAUGAAACCCUGAACUCAGCGGCAAGUAGGCGUGUGUCUGGUUUUAAAAUCCUGUGUUACAGAGGACAUGGAACUUCUUAAAUGCACGGUCCAAUAGGAUCCCUCACUUAGUUAAAAUCUCCUGCUACCUGCCCAGCUCUGAGCUCUCUGCAUCAGCUUCCACCACCUCAAACAUGGAGCCAGCCCUUGUGCAUCUCAGCCCUGGUGUCCUUCUACAUGGUCAACACCUGGGCGCAGAGACAACCCCACCAUUGGGCAUGCUUUUCUCUGGUGCAGGAUGAAAAGAGCGAGCUUGCAGUGUCUGCCGAGGCUACACCCUCCUGCAGCUCCAGUUUCACUCCAGUGGCUCGCUGCCACGAGGGCUUUCCUCAGGAGCUGCAUACCUUGAAGUCAUCAGCCACCUCCUGCCCGUCCCCACAUCCUCAUUGGGGCAGCUGGGAGUGGUGCCAGGCCCCGGGUGGGCCCAUUGCCACCGGGUGGGCACAGCAGCCCUGCCCCAGGGAGGGUCUGGCACCACCUUCCCGCUUCCACCCCAGCAGCUGGUGUGGCCAGGCCAGACGCUUUCCCUCCUUGUUUGCUUUCAGGGUGUUCAUCAUCUCUCGUGCUGUUCGGAGCUGCUCCUGCUCAUUUCUCCCCUUGUGCCCUGUUCUGCUAGACCUCAGCCCACUGCACUUCUCCCUGUUGGGAGCCAUGCCCUACCUCCUCCACGACUCAAAGCCAAGGCCACCACCGCUGCCACAGGAGGCACGUGCCACCCACAGCUCAGGGAAGGGCUACCAGGAGCUGAAGCAGGAGUGCCUGCGCAGUGGCUGCCUCUUUGAGGACCCUGACUUCCCCGCCAAUAAUGCCUCCCUCUUCUUCAGUGAAAAGCCACCGAUUGCCUUCCUCUGGAAGAGGCCUGGGGACAUCGUCAAAGAUCCCAAGUUUAUCCUUGGAGGAGCCACAAGAACUGACAUUUGCCAAGGGGAUCUUGGUGACUGCUGGCUAUUAGCAGCCAUAGCUUCUCUAACGCUGAAUGAGAAAACACUAGCAAGAGUAGUGCCAUUGGAUCAAAAUUUUGGGCCAGGUUAUGCUGGGAUAUUUCACUUCCAGUUUUGGCAGCACAAUGAGUGGCUGGAUGUUGUGAUUGAUGAUCGAUUGCCCACCUUCAAAGACCGGUUGGUAUUCGUACAUUCAGCUGAACACAAUGAAUUUUGGAGUGCUUUACUAGAGAAAGCCUAUGCCAAGCUGAAUGGCAGCUAUGAGGCUCUGAAAGGAGGCAGUACAAUAGAAGCCAUGGAAGAUUUCACUGGGGGAGUGGGAGAAAUGUAUGAGGUUAAAAAAGCUCCUGACAAUUUCUAUGAAAUCCUAGAGAAAGCUCUGAAAAGAUCAUCAAUGGUGGGCUGCUCUAUUGAUACCAGCAGUGCUGCCGAGUCAGAAGCCAGGACACCCUUUGGCCUCAUAAAGGGCCAUGCUUACUCUGUAACUGGCAUUGAUGAGGUGAGCUAUCAGGGCCAGAAAGUGCAGCUCAUAAGAAUAAGGAACCCCUGGGGACAAGUGGAGUGGAACGGGCCUUGGAGUAAUAACUCUCUAGAGUGGCGUUUGGUCAGCCCAUCGGAGCAGAAGCGCUUGGCUCAGACAGCACUGGAUGAUGGAGAGUUCUGGAUGAAAUUUGAAGACUUCAAAGUGCAUUUUGAUAAAGUUGAGAUCUGCAACCUGACUCCUGAUGCCCUGGAAGACAGCACUGCCCACAAGUGGGAGGUGACCAUCCACGAGGGGAGCUGGGUCCGGGGAUCCACUGCAGGAGGAUGCAGAAAUUUUCUAGACACUUUCUGGACAAAUCCACAAAUCAAGCUGCAUUUGACAGAGAAAGAUGAUGGUCAAGAUGACUGCACGUUCAUAGCAGCACUGAUGCAAAAGGAUCGCCGUAAACUCAGGAAGCUUGGUGCUGAAAUGCUAAGCAUCGGCUACUCCAUUUAUGAGAGCCCUGGUGGAGAUGAACACUUGAGCAAAGACUUCUUCAGGUACCAUGCAUCCAAGGCCAGGAGCAAAACCUACAUCAAUUUAAGGGAAGUGUCUGACAGAUUCAAGCUGCCACCAGGUGACUAUAUCCUUGUUCCAACCACAUUUGAGCCACACCAGGAGGCAGAUUUCUGCCUGAGAAUCUUUUCAGAGAAGAAGGCCAUCACUGAGGAUCUGGAUGAAAAUGUUGCCAUUGAUCUCCCCGAGCCUCCAAACCCAACCCCAAGUCCACAAGAAACGGAGGAAGAAAAACAGUUUCGGGCACUAUUUGAGCAGAUCUCAGGAAAGGACAUGGAAGUAGCUGCAGAAGAACUUGAAUAUGUUCUAAAUAAAGUAUUAAAAAACACAAAGAACAUCAAAUUCAAGAAGUUAAGUCUCAUUUCAUGCCGAAACAUCAUUUCUCUUAUGGAUACCAGUGGCAACGGGAAACUGGAAUUCAGUGAGUUCAAAGUUUUCUGGGAAAAACUGAAGAAAUGGAUAAAUAUCUUUCUUCGAUUUGACUUUGAUAAAUCUGGCUCCAUGUCCUCCUAUGAGCUUCGCAGUGCUCUCAAAGCUGCAGGUUAUCAACUCAACAACUACCUGCUGCAGCUGAUCGUCCUCCGAUACUCUGAUGAGCAGUUCCAGAUUGAUUUUGAUGAUUUUCUAAACUGCCUAAUUCGCUUAGAGAAUGCAAGUCGAGUAUUCCAAGCAUUGAGUGUGAAAAACAAGGAUUUCAUUAACCUGAAUAUUGGCGAGUUCAUCAACCUGGCAAUGAACAUCUGAGGAAGUCGGACUUGGAUGCCAGGAGUCUCUUGGGCUGUCACUGCCAUGACUUCUGCUCCAACAGCUGUGAUGCCCUUUUCAUGUAGACUUCACCAGGAGCUUUUGUGUGGAGGAAGACUCAUGCUGCUCAUCUUUCUGGUGUCCAGCCCUGUUUUGUUCAGGAGUUCAACAGUCCGAUCUCAUUUUGUUUUCAAUUUUGAUAAAACCUGUUGAUGGAUUUGUUACUGGGAGAGAUAUUUGAAUGGGGCACACACGCCUCUCAAGCAGACUGAAACUGAUGCCCCUGAGUGAACACAGUCUUUUACGAAAUAGGAUUGUAUUUAGUUUCAGCAUAGCACAGACUACAAUGAUUAAACAUCUUUAUUGCUGCUUGGC
This is a messenger RNA of Phasianus colchicus (ring-necked pheasant), 3374 nucleotides long. It is a transcript of the gene CAPN9, whose product is annotated as calpain 9. Gene Ontology annotation, molecular function: calcium-dependent cysteine-type endopeptidase activity; calcium ion binding. Gene Ontology annotation, biological process: proteolysis. Gene Ontology annotation, cellular component: cytoplasm. The record is from RefSeq and is a predicted model, not a curated record. NCBI's taxonomy places the organism in Eukaryota, Metazoa, Chordata, Aves, Galliformes, Phasianidae.